Pyrenophora tritici-repentis Pt-1C-BFP is the source of this 1098-nucleotide messenger RNA. Its product is annotated as MARVEL domain containing protein. Gene Ontology annotation, cellular component: plasma membrane; eisosome. The record is from RefSeq and is a predicted model, not a curated record. NCBI's taxonomy places the organism in Eukaryota, Fungi, Ascomycota, Dothideomycetes, Pleosporales, Pleosporaceae. Gene Ontology annotation, biological process: protein localization to plasma membrane; eisosome assembly.
GGGGGCGAAGAUUGCUUCACAAAUUCAUGCAAACUUGACCAGCAAUCCAUCGCACCUCCAAAACACCGAAUUUUCCCUGAUCGGCGCCAAUAGUGAGGUAUGUACCGAUGGUUCCGGAAAGGGUGGGACGAUUGGACCCUGGUGACCACCGACGCAUCUCUUCAGCAGAUCAUCAAUCUUCAGCCACUCUCCACAUCCUUCUCCAUAGCACAGAAAGCCCUGACGCUUGGUUAGCUGCAAGUCUUUGUUCAUACGAUCAGACCAUCACCUCACACCACAUCCUUCCCCACACUCAACAUCAAAAUGGUAUCACGAGGACUGUCAAUGGGCCUGCGCGCCUGGCAGCUGUUCUGUGCUGUUAUCGUCACUGCGUUGAUGGGUAGCAAUAUUGCUCGCGCCAACGCGGGAGUGCACUCAAUCAUCAACUACUCCCUAUUCGUCGGUGUAUGGUGGCUCCUUACGCUACUGUACUUCCUACCUACCUCAUUCAUCGACAAGUUCAGCAUCGCCAUUGUUGACAUCACCCUGGAUGCGUUGAGCGUCAUCUUCGGUUUCUGCGCCGCCGUUGCGCUACCCUCAUACAUUGGUGCGCACAGCUGCUCCAACUCGGCGUACACACACUCCAACAGCGUUCUCAACAGCUCACGUGACACGGAGCAGAACUGCCGCCAAGCCCAGGCUACCACUGCCUUCCUGUGGUUUGGAUGGGCUGCAUUCGUCGCCACCCUCCUUGUCAACAUCAUGAACGGACGCGGUAGCGGCGCCAACCUCCGUGGUGGUGUCCGUCGUGGCGCUCCCUCCAUGAGCCAGGUUUAGGAGGCCUACAAGGAGUACUCCGACAAAUCUUGGAACUCGGACAGGUCUUGGAACACACGAUCAGACGCCAGCGUUGUCUGAAAGACUAGGACUGAUUUGCUGAGAUGAAUUCUAGUUUUGGAUCAUGUAUACUAUGUUGAUGGUGAAGACAUUGUGGCUUGAUGCCGAUGUCAGGAUGAGCAGGCAGGAUCUUGAUACCAACAGUACACGUCUACGAUGGCAUGCAGCGUUUAUACUUAUUUUCAACGAAUGUAAUAAGACUUAAUACGACACUACAUCACA